CCUUUACACCCUUCGUAAAAGUAAAUGUUUGUCCGUGAGCUGGCAAGACACAUUGUUCCAUCACUUAACGAGCGGUCGGGCUGCGUUUGUGAUUAACUGGGUUCGACAGAAUAUGAUUCCCUCAGUUGUGGAGCGCCGCCGUGCCAAAGAGGAAAAGAACUCGUAUGCAUAUACUCUCUAAUCAAAUUAGUUGUCGCUCGUCACUGCAACGGUAGAAGUCUGAGCAGAAAUUCAGAGCAGGAUCAGUGUAACAACGAAAGGAAUCAACCAGUAGGAUCCAUUUAUUUGGGACUUGCCUUCUUGGCCGGAACGUGUAUUGGUGUGCAUUAUCACAUUUCGUUGCGGAUGACAGAGAAAGGAAGAGUUGUGUUUGUGUUAGAGUGCGUUUUUAGCCCGCCGUACACUAAGGAGUGAAAAAUUUUCCUGAUAAUUCCGUUCUGCUUUUGCCCGGCGUGAUAAGCGGGUGCACUUUCAAGAGUCGUGUCAUCCUUCCACAAUCGCGUAGCUUACGCACCUCUCGGUGAGAACUAAUUCGCCGACCAGUUUAUUCGGAUCAUAUCAGCAUUAAUAGCCAAUCGUCUCCAUCCCGGGUUAGCUGUGCGACAACGGAACGCAUUUGGACAGGAAGUGAUAAUCUGUGGGGCAGUUUCCACGACACGACUUCGUUCGCGUGUGCCAGUGUUUAGUCAAGUUAAUCGAGUGUAGGGAGUCAAGUUGUGGGCGUAGAGAGUAACGGGGAGCAACGCCCGAAAUUCGACGUUAACAAAUUAACAAGCAUGAUGGCCGAAGCGGAUAACACGGCGGAUGCAACGCGACGACUGAAUGUCAAGAAACAAACUCUCGACGAUGCGUAUGCGAUUCCGGCCAACUUUCUCGAGAUCGACGUCGUGAAUCCUAUGACCACCAUAGCGGCCGGAAAGAAACGCUACACUGAUUACGAAGUACGAAUGCGGACAAAUCUGCCGGUGUUUAAAGUAAAAGAAUCCAGCGUACGCCGCCGGUACAGUGAUUUCGAGUGGCUGAGGAACGAAUUGGAGCGGGACAGUAAGAUUGUGGUACCUCCGUUACCUGGCAAAGCAUGGAAACGUCAGAUGCCAUUCCGAGGCGAUGACGGAAUAUUCGACGAAAACUUUAUCGAAGAGCGGCGAAAGGGUCUUGAGCAGUUCAUCAACAAAAUAGCGGGUCACCCGCUGGCACAGAAUGAACGGUGUUUGCAUAUGUUCCUGCAGGAGCCUGCCAUUGAUAAAAAUUAUGUGCCCGGUAAAAUACGUAACACAUAAAACGACGAAAGUGGCGCGGCAGGGGGUAAAUUGGUUGAACAGGUUGGUACAUGGGGAUUCAAAACAAAAAUACAGAAGAACCGAGAAAGGGUUGCAAUAUUCCGUUUGGAUAGUGAAAAGCUCACGCUGGAAUUUAUUGUCAUCAAACCGACGGGACAACGAAGCAAAAUGUCCCACGCAAACCUGGUGGUGAUGUGAGGAUGAUGCCACUUCAUUGUACGAGGGAACGGGUGCAACAAUAUAUGCACGCGCUGUUCUCUCUUUUCCCGAUAACAAUCACAUAUAAUUUGUCAUUGACUAAGUGUUGUUGUUAAAAAAAAUAUGUUGGCCACGUAUACAAUUUCCUUCAUUAUGUGCGUUUUCUCGUAGAUUGGUUCCCCAGUUAGGUAACCUUUCUAACUUUAGGUAAAUUGACACAAUCUAGGUUAGAGCAUAGAGAUCAGGAACAGAAAACCAACAGACUAUUUUAUACGAGCACGCGUCAGAGCAGGCCAAGAGAACUACAACCCUGGCACGCGCGUAAAUGGCAAAUUAUUGUUUGAAGCGCAGUCAAAAACGGUGUUUCCAACGAACAGCAAAAGUGAUAAAAGAGUAACACAUUCAAUAGUUAGGUACGAAUUCAUCUUGCUAGAAUGAAUUGUAAUAUAUGGUAAAAGAACGAAGCGGACGAAGUUACAACCAAGUUAAGCAGUUCCCAACAAUGUCUGCUUAUCUUCUGUCUCCGUGCGGUAGACAUUCUGUAGCACAGCCGAACAGAAGUCUCUCAGUAGCGGAAGAAAACGAAGCAACAAUAAAGAAAUUAAAACUAACAAAACACAUUGGCGAAAUAUCGUCCAGCAAGAUGCACUCGUGAUGGUCGCGUUACUAGACGCCGUCUUGAAUAUUCGGAAAAGCGCGCGAUGGUAACUGCGAAGCUAUAGGCGAGGGUGGAUAACUCCAAAAGGUUGGAUGCUGGUCAUAAAGCAGAAGAGAAACAGAUAAAACCGAUCAUGUGAAGCGGGAAGCAUGAUAUACAAAACUCAUCAUAAGGGAUGGGCGUAUUUGGAACUAGCCCGAAGAUCCCGCGUCUCAGUGGCAUCAUUGCCUACUUUCGUAGGAUCAUGGUAUGUUUCGUUUUAUAGGUCCCAUAGAAAUUGCAGCAACAAAAGAACGACAAAUUAUUCAACCAGAAGAAAACAGAGCAUCAUUCAAUAUUGUCUGCUUCAACUUUUCCGUUUCAUCUACUUUAUGCUGACGCAAAACGGCAAUGAGAACUGAUAUUCAAUAGCAGUGUGAGCAAUACAUUGAAACAAGAUGUAACCAUAUAUUACUGGAAACCUCGUAGCCAGUUCAAUACAGAACGCAUAAACUCUUGACGCACGCUGCCUCCCCCGCGAAUUUAUCCCAAUUCCGAAUUGAUUCGGAAACAAAAUAGAACUGUUUCUGUGUGGCUAUUCAUCUGACCUCCAAAGGCGAAGGAAACAAAUCAAAACAUUCAGUCAAUGCCGUGAUUUGCCUUUGAUUUAGAAUUCGGAACUGUACAGCCACCUUCGAUUAACCUGCGAAAAUAUACAAAACUGGGCAAAUAGACUAACGCCGGUCGAUGCCGCAUGCCGUGUCCCUUCUGUGUUGCAGGAAAACAGUGUGACCAAUUGAUAAACAACACAGAGUGAAUCUCGGAAAUGAUCCAGAGAAAUGAGAACGGAUAAAUAAAAAAACCAACAA
Anopheles bellator is the source of this 2984-nucleotide messenger RNA. RefSeq names its product sorting nexin-12 (gene Snx3). The record is from RefSeq and is a predicted model, not a curated record. The transcript is spliced from 3 exons. Gene Ontology annotation, cellular component: retromer complex; early endosome membrane. Gene Ontology annotation, molecular function: phosphatidylinositol-3-phosphate binding. Bases 777 to 1280 code for a protein of 167 amino acids. Lineage: Eukaryota; Metazoa; Arthropoda; Insecta; Diptera; Culicidae. Gene Ontology annotation, biological process: endocytic recycling; late endosome to Golgi transport.